This is a messenger RNA of Heteronotia binoei (common prickly gecko), 1291 nucleotides long. Its product is annotated as gamma-aminobutyric acid type B receptor subunit 1-like. The coding region runs from base 680 to 1291 and encodes 203 amino acids. The record is from RefSeq and is a predicted model, not a curated record. Lineage: Eukaryota; Metazoa; Chordata; Lepidosauria; Squamata; Gekkonidae. The transcript has 6 exons.
ACAGAGGCACGCAGGCCCCUCCCCGCCUUCAUCAUCAUCCUUUUAUCCAUCCACCUCCUCCUUCUCCGGAGAAAGCAGCGACAGCCGCCCCAGCUAGCGGGGGAGGCGGGCUGAGACGGACAGACCGGCCCCUCCCCUCGCCUUCCUUUCCCGGCACCGGGCACCCUCCCCCCCUCCCGGCUAUUGGGCGGUAUCUGCUCCCUUUCCGCCGGGUCCCCAGCAGCUGAUCUGGGAGAUCCCAGCCGCUGCCGCCGCUAGUGUUUCUUGCUCCUCCUCGCUGGGAUCGCUCAGGAUCCGGUGUUGGGAUCUGCCCGCCGCCUUUCCUUCCUCCCCCCCUCCCUCAGCUCCCAACCGAGAUUGCUUCCUCCCAGCUGGGACCCCUCGACCAUCAAAGAGGCUGUCGCUUUCCACCAUCUCCCACAUCCGCUCGUCCACCUCUCCGUUCCCGGGGCUCUCUGCCUGCCUGCGGGAUGGCUCCGCCGGCGGUGGGCAUUGGCAACCAUCGCUGAUUUGGAUCUCGCCUCUUCUAGGAUCUCUGUCGCUCUUCGUCGCCAGAGGGGCUCUGCCCAUCCUCGAGCCCCGGCGCGGAAUUUCGCCUACCUUGGACAGCGCCCCAGGGCUGGAAGAAUAAGCCAAGAAGACCUGGGUCCAGAGCAUCCUGUCCGUGGGCUGGGGAGAUAUGAUCUCCAAGAGAAAGAUGCUGCUCCUCCUAGAGCUGAGUUUGCUGGUGAUAUUAGAAGCUGGGGAUGGGGCAUUCCACCUGAACAUCACUGAAGGCUGCAAACUCAUCUUCCCCCCUUGGGAUGGUGGGAUCCGCUACCGGGGACUGACCCGUGAACAGGUGAAGAUGGCCCGCUUCCUGCCUUUUGACUAUGAGAUCGAGUACGUGUGCCGUCCAGAACGUGAGAUAGUGGGGCCCAAAGUGCGCAAAUGCUUGCCCAACGGCACCUGGACUGACAGUGAUGUGGAGAGCCGCUGCUUACGGACCUGUCCCAAGAUGCACCUAAGCCUGGAGAAUGGGCAAGCUCACGCCCGGGCAAUAGAGCGGGUUCCUGUAGAAGGCACCUGGGUGGAAUAUCGCUGCAACACUGGCUUUCACCUGGUGGGCAGUCCUCGCAGCAACUGUACCAAGGCAGGCCGCUGGAGUUCUGCAAAGCCUGUCUGCGAAUCACCGACGCUGGGCAGCGCCAUGGAGGAGCCGGCUCCGGCGCCCUCGCCGCCGCGCCGUGCAGCCGUGCGCCCUGGCCGCCCCCAGCAGCAGCAGCAGCAGCAGGCGCGCUCCUUCCCCUGA